Messenger RNA from Benincasa hispida (wax gourd), 1606 nucleotides. RefSeq lists its product as uncharacterized. The record is from RefSeq and is a predicted model, not a curated record. NCBI's taxonomy places the organism in Eukaryota, Viridiplantae, Streptophyta, Magnoliopsida, Cucurbitales, Cucurbitaceae.
AUGAAGUGAAAAAACAAAGAAAAAUUGCAAAAUUGAUGAGGAAAAAAGAUCAAAGAAGGGAUUGGAAGGAACUAGAUUUCAUGAGAGUGCCGACCCCUCGCAUUUUCUGGGAUCAAAUGAGUGUCAUUAGUUUUCUAAACUUUGGUCAAAUUUCAGUUGGGUCCCGAAAAGAGGUUAUCCGUACAAAUUUUUCCGAAAAUAUGUAUUUUCCUAAAAUAAAUAUGAAAAAGUUUAAUACUUACAAAAAUUGGGGAAAAAAAAAAGAAAAGAAAAAAACUUGGCAAAGUAUAAUUGAGGUACAAAGCAAAACCUAAGGCAAAAGUAAUGUUAAAAAACCACUUGGAAGCGGCCUCACCUUUUUGCUCUGUUUGUUUGAUACGCAACAAAUUGGAAAGAACUUUAGAAAAAUCCAAAGAGUGAGUGAAUGAAUGAGUGUGCGUUUAUGCGAUCAACAGAAGAAAACAGAGCAGACGACAACAGUUCUUCCCACUUGUCUUCUCUCCUCCAAUUUCUAAUACUCUCUUUCUCUCUAUACUCUUCUUCAUCUGGGUUUCUUCUUCUGAUUCUUGCCAUUUUCUGGGAAUUUUUGUUUUCGCUUGAUUCUUCUUUCACUCUAUUCGAGAUCUUUAUCAAAGUUGUGAGAAAAAAUGAAUGCCAAAGUUCGAGCCAACAUUCAAUUUCAGAUACAGAAACCGUCGAUUCUUGACAAACAGGAGGAAAUGAAAACAGAGAUGGUUGAUGAAAAAGGUGGAAUCAAGAUCAAUAAUAGACCAGGAUUGAACAGAGAGAAGAAAAUGGCAUUGCUUCAAGAUGUUGAUAAGCUGAAGAAGAAGUUGAGACAUGAAGAGAAUGUUCACAGAGCUUUGAAGAGAGCUUUCACUAGACCUUUAGGAGCUUUGCCUCGUCUUCCUCCUUAUCUUCCUCCAUCGACACUUGAGCUUCUUGCUGAAGUAGCUGUUCUCGAAGAAGAAAUUGUUUGGCUUUCAGAACGCAUUGUGAAUUUUCGACAACAUCUUUAUCAAGAAGCUAUCUUUGUCGACGCAGUUGAGAGUAUCUCAAUGAGAAGUUUACAGUACGAUCAAUCAAAAUCUUUAGUUUCAGAUGAGCUGAUCAGUUCACCAACACCGACGACAUAUCGACUUCAACCAGGGAAUUAUUCUGCUAGGCUCUUGAAUGCCCAGCAAAGCUCUUGGAAAUCCAAUUCACCUUCAAAGGAAAAUCAGUUUUCUUCUUGUUAUGUGAGAGAUAAAGUUUCUCCAGAAAAGAAAACCACCAAAAUUGUUAGUUCAUCCAAGAAAACUAAGACACCAACCAACCGUGAAGCUGUAGAGAAGAGCUUAGAUGCUUUGAAGUUGCAAGUUUCAAUUGAUUGUUACUUUGUACCAUAAUCGCAAAUUAUACUUGGAUGUGGGGCUUGCAAAGUAUGCCUUUGUGUAAGAAUAGUUUUGAAUACUUUUUAGCUUCCCUUUAAAAGUUAGAUGUUGAUAAUUCCAUCGAAAUUCUACCUUCUUGAUUUUACAUCGAUUUUGGAAUUUCCAUACUUAUGCCAAAAAAAAAAAAAAAAAUUUGACUUACCUUAAAAAUUAAUGUUAUAUGACCUUUUGUU